Molecule: messenger RNA, 2466 nt
Organism: Maniola jurtina (meadow brown)
Lineage: Eukaryota; Metazoa; Arthropoda; Insecta; Lepidoptera; Nymphalidae
Exons: 8
Coding region: 1-1761 (586 amino acids)
Molecular function (GO): DNA binding
Source: RefSeq, a predicted model, not a curated record
AUGGCGAUAAUGCCACGGUGCGUCAGUGCGGGCAGGCCUGUGUCCAUCCGCAAUAUCACGCUCCGUGGGAAGCUGAUUUCUAUUAUAGAAAAACAACAACUAAGUCAGCUGAAAAACAAAAAAGAUACAGGGAAAGAAUUAAAAGAAACCCUGAAAAGUAUGAAGAGUUUAAAAGAAAGCGACGGGAGCGUUAUUAUGAGAUCAAAAACUUUACACCUACUCCAGUGUCACCCGGCAGCUUAUGAAGAGCAUUCACGAGAACACGAAAAAGUUAUUGUGGAAGAACACAGAAGAAAUAAAGACGAUCGAAAACGUUGGAGGAGUUGGACACGAAAGUACUAUUUCAGAGUAAAUGAAAAAUGUAUAAAAUGUAAACUUUGUAACCGUUUAUUGAGAAUAUCCUGUGGUAGUACUGGCAACAUACACCGCCACAUAAGAUUAAAACAUCCUUUUGUUUAUUUUACUGAGAAUAAGCCAAAAGCGUCAACAGAAAAUGACGAUUCUAGCGAUGAAGAAACUGAUAAAGCUAUAGAACACGAAUUAAUUAAAAAAUCACAUAAAAUAGCAUCGAAAGAAAAUAAUCAAGUUAAAGAUGGUGCUGCAGUCGAAUCUAAUUUUCAUAACAGUCUAAAUAGAAAACCUGAUGUGGAUAAGACAGGACAAUCUGUUACAUUAUUUAUGAACACACGAAAACAACGUGAUACUUCGUAUAAACGGAAAUAUUACAGUUGGACACGAAAAUAUUAUCGCAAAAGUGAUAAAUCCAUUAAAUGUGUACUUUGUAGAGGAAUUUUCAGCAAUGUUAAUAAUGGUAACAUACAUCGACAUAUUAAAAAUAAACACCAUGAUGUUUACUUAAGUGAAACUUGUUCGAAGGCAACCACUAAAGAAGUUGGAAGUGACGAAACUAACCUUAAAGUAACUGAAAAUGCUGUAAAAGAAAUAUUCUAUAUCAAAGAGGUUGAUAAAAUAGUAACCAAAGACAAUGCACAGGAUGACGAGGCACUUGAAUCUAACAUAGAUGAAAGCCUAGCUGAUAUAUACGAUGUGAAUGAGACUGAACAAUCUCUCGCACUUGCAGAAAAAGUGGCAAAUCGGAAUAUUGACCGGAAAAAUUGGAGUUGGACACGAAAAUAUUAUCGUAAAAUAAAUCAUAAAUUGAUAAUGUGCAGAAUUUGUCACAAAAUUUUGAACAUGAAUAUACAUCGGCACAUUAGAAAUAAACAUCCAGAUAUUUAUCUUAAAGAAAAUCCGAUACCUCAGGAGUCUAUCGUCGACGAAGAAUUGAGGAUAAAAAAUCUAUGCGAAAAUAGUGCAGUCGGAACACGUAUGACCAAAUCCUGUUUUUGGAAUUUCUUUGAAAUGGUUGAACAAGAUCGAGUGUACAAAUGUAUGUUUUGUCAAAAAUCUGUCGCCGUAUAUCCAAAAAGCGUCGGCAAUCUGAAAAGGCACAUUGCUAAUGUCCACAAGAAACAAUUUGAUUUAAUUAUGAAGUACGAAGGCUUAGAAACGGAAAAAAUGAUUAGCUCUGCAGCAUGUGGAUCAGAAGAUCCAGGUGCGUCAAGCGUUGAAAUAGCAUUCUUGAGUUUGGAUGACGACGACACUACAAAACUCAAGUGUUCGAGAUGUGACGUAGUUCUCGAAUGCACAGAAGAAAAAUGGGAUUCUGUAUUAAUUCAGCACGUUCUGGAAUGUCAAACGAAACCAGAGCCAGUGCAAACAGAAUCCGAUGCGGAAAUUCUUAAAAACAUGGAAGAAUAAAGUGAAAAUUAGUGUAAGAAGUUGGUAGGCUAAGUUAAAAUUAACUUACUCGUAGGUACACUUCUUCGUUGUUUAACGACAUAUUGUAUUGUAGAUAAGAAACAUACUACUAGUAUUAUAUUUUAUUGUUGUAGAUCUAAAACUAUACCAGAUAUCGAUUUGUGUCUCCGUUAUCUAGUUCCACGAAUAAAAAAUUAUGAUAAUACAACUUUAAAUUAUUUAAAUAUAACUUUUAUUAGAAACUCGAUAAUUUAAAGGAUAUUUCGGGUCGAUAAUUUAAAGGACUAUACUAAUUGUACUCGUCUAGUUAUUUAAAUGUUAUUGUACUUACCUAUAUUAUGUAAUAUGUAUUAAUUACUAAAUAAAGACUUCGUGCUACUAUCGAGAUAUUUAUUCAAACAAUAGUAAAUUAUUAGAAUUUUAUUUAACAAAGUUAAAUACCUAUUAAGAAUGCCGUAGGAAAUUCGGAAUAGAAAAUACUGACUCUACUUAAAAGAGGUCCAAGUCCAACAGUGGAUGCAUAAAAGCCGAUAAUGACCAGUUAUUAUAUAGCUAAGCAAGUAAAUGUGGCGGAAUUCUCAGGGAAAAUAUUUUUUUAUUGUUUUGUCUGUGUAUCGCUCGUGUACUCUUCUAAUACUUCCAUACGAUACUUUCGAGCGCAAUGUACGCGCGUUUCCUGUAUGAAAUAAAUGAUAAUAAAAAAUA